AUGCUUGCCUACUCGGUGGCUCUCUUCGCCUACGCUGCUGUAGCAUUAGGUGCUCAGAUCUCCGGUGUCUUCACCAGCAUUGACUCGAUUCUGGCACCCGCUAACAACAGACCCGUCACUCCCAGUUGGCAAGCCACCGUGCUGUGGCUGAUGCCCCGCCUGAAAAACAUCAAAAACGGCGACACCUUCACUUUGCACAUGCCCUAUGUGUUCAAGUUCACCUCCCUGAGUAACACCCUUGCCUUGACUGCAGGAGGUACUACUUUCGCAAACUGUAUCUUGUUUUCUGGUGAUAACGUUGUGGGAUACUCUGAAGUCCAAUGUACCGCCACUUCUGCUGCUGAAAACGUCGAGUCGGCCACGGGCCAGAUCACGUUCCCCUUCACCUUCAAUUCUGGUUACUCCCUGGACCCUGUCAACCUUCAAGCUGCCAAUGCAUGGAACGCUGGUUCCAACACCGUCACCUGGACUGAUGGAAACACCCAGAUCUCCACCACCGUGAACUUCCUGGGCGGCGCCAGCCAGGUCAUCCUGGGUUCUGCUGAAAACGGCGUCUACGGCUUGCGGAAAAUGGUGAACCUCAACGUCAACCAGCACUACCUCUUGGGUCCUCUGUGUUCCUCCACCAUGUCAGGAACGUUGCAGAUCACCAAUCCCUCCUCGCAGGUGCCCUUUGACUGUCUGACGAUCGCCGGUGCCAUUUCCGACCAGAUCAACGCGUGGUACUACCCACAGACCGCCAACACCGUGGGUGUAUCUGUCUCCAGCUGUUCCUCCACAGGCGCUGUUGUGUCUUUCAGCAACGUGCCUGCUGGUUUCAGACCCUACAUGAACGUCAACGCCGCCAUUCCGCUGGGCACCUUCUCGUCGCAGAACCAGUACUCGUACAGCUUCUCGUGUGGCUGGAGAACUCUUAGUGGUCUGAUCACACAGCUGUGGACCAUGUACAGCGAUGGAAACACCGGCUCUGGAGGCGCCUUCAAGCCCAUUGUGCUUACCACCGUCACGGACCCCACCGCCACCACCACCGGUGUCGGCACCGUCACGGGCGCUUCCACAAACACCAUCGUGGUGACGGUUCCUAUCUCUCAGACCACCAUCACCGUCACCGGCACCGGAACCGCCUCUACCACCCACUCGUCCACAAGCAGCGGCACCAGAGUCAUCUCCAUCGACGUGCCUACGCCCACCACCACCAUCACGCGUACCUACUCCGGCUCCACCAGCUCCUUCCUGACCGUUCCAGCCACCACCGGCGGCACCGGUACGGUUAUCGUCGAUGUGCCCACGCCUACGACCACCUUGACCCAAACGUGGACCGGAACAACCACCUCCACGCAGACCAUCCCGGCCACCUCGGGCGGAACCGCUACUGUCAUUGUGGAUGUGCCUACUCCUGUCACCACCGUCACCAGCACAUGGACAGGCCUGACCACCGCCACUGUCACCCAACCGGUCACUUCUGGCGGCACCCAGACCGUUGUUGUGGAGGUGCCCACGCCUACCACCACGUUGUACUCCACCUGGACCGGAACCGUCACCACCACCACCACUGUGCCUGCUACAUCCGGCGGAACUGCCACGGUGAUUGUUGAAGUGCCCACGCCAGUGACCGUGAUCACGUCUACAUGGACCGGAUCGACCACCAACGUCGUCACCGAGCCUUUCUCGCUGGGUACCCAGACCAUCGUGGUCGAGGUGCCUACUCCUACCACCACUCUCACCAGAACAUGGACAGGAACGGAAACUACCACCGAAACCAUUCCAGCUCAAUCCGGUGGAACGGGUACUGUGAUUGUCGACGUCCCUACUCCGUACACCACCAUCACCAGAACGUACACCGGCAGUGUGACCACCACAGAGACCAUUCCAGCCACCACUGGCGGAACCGGCACUGUUGUGGUUGACGUUCCUACUCCUACUACGACGAUCACGAGAACAUGGACGGGCUCGACCAUCACCACCGAAACCGUGCCUGCUACUACCGGCGGCACUGCUACUUUGAUAGUUGAUGUUCCUACUCCUACCACCACUGUGACCUCCACCUACACUGGCCUGAUCACCACCACCGUGACCGUGCCUGCCACUACCGGUGGAACCGCCACUGUGGUUGUUGAAGUGCCUACUCCUACCACCACCAUCACCACCACUGGCGAUGUCACCAAUAUCGUGACUCUGACUAUCCUAGCUGCUUCUGGCGGAACGGAAACCGUGGUUGUCGAGGUGCCUACUCCUACAAUCUACACCACCAGAACGUGGACCGGUUCUGUCACCACCACGGAGACUAUUCCAGCUACUACCGGUGGAACCGGCACUGUCAUCAUCGAUGUUCCAACUCCAACGACUACCAUUACUAGAACGUGGACUGGCUCUGAGACUACAACUGAGACGGUUCCUGCUGCUUCUGGUGGAACUGGUACUGUGAUCGUUGAUGUGCCAACUCCUCUGACUACGAUUACCAGAACUUGGACCGGCUCCAUCACCACCACCGAGACCAUCCCCGCUGGAUCCGACGGAACCGAGACUAUCGUCGUUGAUGUUCCUACUCCAACCACCACUAUCACCAGAACGUGGACCGGAACGGAAUCCACCACCGAGACCAUUCCAGCUCAAUCCGGUGGAACCGGUACUGUGAUUGUCGAUGUGCCCACUCCUUACACUACCAUCACCAGAACCUGGACAGGUACUACUACUCAGACUGAGACUGAGCCUGCUCCAUCUGGUGGCACCGGAACCGUUGUGAUUGAUGUGCCUACACCAACCACCACCAUUACUAGAACCUGGACUGGUACCGAGACCACUACCGAGACCAUUCCAGCCGGAUCUGGUGGUACUGAGACCAUCAUUGUCGAUGUUCCAACCCCUUACACGACUUUGACUAGAACCUGGACUGGAACAACCACCCAAACUGAGACUGAACCUGCUCCUUCUGGAGGUACUGGUACUGUUGUCAUUGAUGUUCCAACCCCAACUACCACGAUCUACUCUACCUGGACUGGCAGCACGAUCUCCACUCGUACGAUUCCAGCUUCUUCUGGCGGUACCGACACUGUGGUGAUCGAGGUGCCUACUCCAAUCACUGUUAUCACCUCCACAUGGACUGGUUCAAUCACCGAGGUUGUUACGGAGCCUUACGAGUCUGGAACCCAGACUAUUGUUGUCAACGUGCCUACUCCUACCACUACCAUCACCAGAACGUGGACCGGAACGGAAACUACUACUGAGACCGUUCCAGCCGAGUCUGGCGGAACUGGUACCGUGAUUAUCGAUGUUCCAACUCCAUACACCACCUUGACCAGAACCUGGACUGGUACUACUACUCAGACUGAGACUGAGCCUGCUCCUUCCGGUGGCACUGGUACUGUGAUUAUCGACGUUCCUACUCCUACUACUACGAUUACCAGAACGUGGACUGGUACUGAGACAACCACUGAGACCAUCCCAGCUGGCUCCGGUGGUACUGAGACCAUCGUGGUUGAUGUCCCUACACCUUACACCACUAUCACCAGAACCUGGACUGGAACUACUACUCAGACUGAGACUGAGCCUGCUCCUUCUGGUGGCACUGGUACCGUGGUUGUUGAUGUGCCUACUCCUGUUACUUCUAUCACCAGAACCUGGACCGGCACUACAACUCAAACGGAGACCAUCCCAGCCCAGUCUGGCGGAACUGAAACAGUGAUUAUUGAUGUUCCUACUCCUGUCACUACCUUGACCAGAACUUGGACUGACUCCAUCACUACAACUGAGACCAUCCCUGCCGAGUCCGGUGGUACUGAGACCGUCAUCAUUGACAUCCCAACUCCUACCACCACCCUCUUCUCCACAUGGACUGGAUCUACCAUCUCCACAAGAACCAUUCCUGCUGAAUCUGGUGGAACUGACACUGUCGUGAUUGAGGUUCCUACCCCAAUUACCGUCAUCACUUCUACCUGGACCGGUUCUAUCACCGAGAUUGUCACUGAGCCUUACGAGUCUGGCACUCAAACUAUUGUCGUGAACGUUCCUACUCCAGUUACCACUGUGACCAGAACAUGGACCGGCACUACUACCAGCACCGAGACCAUUCCAGCUGAGUCUGGAGGAACCGAGACGGUUAUCAUUGACGUUCCUACCCCAGUGACUACUAUCACUAGAACCUGGACUGGAACCACCACUUCGACUGAGACUGUUCCAGCUGAGUCUGGUGGAACCGAGACUGUGAUUAUCGACAUCCCAACUCCUGUCACUACGAUCACCAGAACCUGGACCGGCACUGAGUCUACUACCGAGACCAUCCCCGCUGGUUCCGACGGUACUGAAACUGUCGUUGUUGAUGUUCCUACUCCUUACACCACCAUCACUCGUCCAUGGACUGGAACCUUCACCACUACCGAGACCGAGCCUGCUCCUUCUGGAGGCACUGGCACUGUUGUUGUUGAUGUUCCUUACGAAGCUACCACUGUGACCUCGACUUGGACCGGUACUACCACCAGAACGGUUUCUGAACCACCUGCUGGUUCUGACACUGUUGGAACUGUGAUUAUUGAGGUUCCUCCAGCUACUACGGACUACACCACUUUGACUUCCACUUGGACCGGUACUACCACCAACACCAUCACCAACCCACCAUCUGGUUCUGAUACCGUUGGAACGGUUGUGAUUGAGGUUCCUCCUACUUCGUCUCAGUUCACCACUUUGACAUCUACUUGGACUGGUACCACUACCAGAACUGUUACUGAGCCACCAUCGGGAUCUGACACUGUUGGUACUGUUGUUAUUGAGGUUCCACCAACUUCUGUUGAUUACACUACUGUCACUUCUACCUGGACUGGAACUACAACUGCUACUGUCACUAACCCACCAUCUGGAAGCGACACCAUUGGCACUGUGGUUAUUGAAGUUCCACCAACCUCUGUUGACUACACUACUGUCACUUCUACCUGGACUGGAACUACAACUGCAACCGUCACUAACCCACCAUCUGGAAGCGACACCAUUGGCACUGUGGUUAUCGAGGUUCCACCAACUUCUGCUGAUUACACCACCUUGACUUCGACCUGGACUGGUACUACUACUAGAACUGUCACCGAGCCACCAUCUGGCUCUGACACUGUGGGCACCGUCAUUAUAGAGGUGCCUCCAACCACUGUUCCUGUUAUCCCACCAGUGCUGUCUUGGAACUGGAACUCCUCCUACGUGGUUUCCCUGUCUUCGAUCCCUGUUCCCGUGAGUCUGUCAUUGUCUCUCACUGAGAGCUCAGAGUCCUCGAUCGCUUCUUCGAUUCCACCAGCUUCCGGCUCCGAGCCUGCCACUCCUGCCGUGUCCUCGUCCCCAGCUAGCACCGAGCCUCCACAGCUGAACACCGACAGUUUCAGUGGACCUACAUCUUCUGGCCCUAUCACCACCGCCUCGAAUCAAGGUCCAGGCCCUAGCCCAGGUCCAGCUUCCGAUUCGUCGGCUCCUGGUCCAAACCCAUCUGGUCCAAACUCUGGAGCUGAAACGUCUCUUUCGACUGCUUCGAACCCAGGCCCAAGCCCAGGUCCCGCCUCUGAAUCGUCCGUUCCAGUCUCUCCUGGUCCAAACUCUGAGGGCUCUGCAUCGACUGUCACAGUUGUUACUACUCCUGGUCAGCCUGGUCCAAACCCAUCUGGAACCGGCCCUGUUCCAUCUGGUCCAAACUCCGCUGGUCCAAGCUCAUCGAACCCUGACACCACUGUGCCUGUUGCUCCAGGACCUGCUCCUUCUGGCCCAGCUGUUCCAGGUACUGAGUCUUCUGCUCCAGGUGAGUCUCAGCCAGCUCCUUCUGGUACUGCCAACACCGAGUCUCAACCAAGUCAAACCGGCCCAGCUCCAUCUGGACCAAAUCAGACUGGCCCGGCUCCAUCUGGUCCUAACGAGACUGGAUCCACUCCUUCUGGUCCUAACGAAAACGGCCCUACAUCUACCGGACCAGCUCCUGCCAACUCGGCUCCUCCUGCUCCUAACCCUGAGCCUGUCGCUUCCAACACUGUUCCAGGUUCCAACCCAGCUCCAUCUGGUUCCAACCUAGGACCAGCACCUUCUGGACCAGCACCUUCUGGCUCUAACCCAGGACCUGUUCCAGUGCCUGGCCCUGCUCCAUCUGGUACUGAGUCCAACAACAACCCUGCCAGCACUCCAUACCCAACCUCUGUGGCUGGUCCAAGCACCCGUGUUCCAGGAAACUCUGCCGCUGCUUCUGAAACCAGCUCUGUUGUUUCAGAGGGCCCAUCUUCACUGGUUGUCUGCUACAAGGUUGCUGUUUCGCAUGCCUCUUCGUCAUCGGCUCCUGUUGGUCCUGAGCCUUCUCCAGCAUCUGCUACACCAGCCAUUUCCACAUACGCUGGUCUGGCUGCUGCCGUCAAGAUCUCGGGUCUUGCAGCUGUUGUUGUCCCAUUGCUUCAUGUCUUGUUUUGA
Candidozyma pseudohaemuli is the source of this 6417-nucleotide messenger RNA. RefSeq lists its product as uncharacterized. The transcript has 2 exons. Gene Ontology annotation, cellular component: fungal-type cell wall. Bases 1 to 6417 code for a protein of 2138 amino acids. Gene Ontology annotation, biological process: cell adhesion. Lineage: Eukaryota; Fungi; Ascomycota; Pichiomycetes; Serinales; Metschnikowiaceae. The record is from RefSeq and is a predicted model, not a curated record.